Molecule: messenger RNA, 915 nt
Organism: Amoebophrya sp. A120
Lineage: Eukaryota; Dinophyceae; Syndiniales; Amoebophryaceae
Source: the annotation of a GenBank genome assembly
CCUUUAUCAAUCCAUCGUCAGGAUCGAUAGCACCCCACAGGAACUUUCUCAGAAGAUCGACGAUACUAGUGACACAUAAAGUCGCAGUCUUGGAACUGGAAGAAAUUUGAUGAUCGCAAUGGCGGAGCUCCGACUGUUAUUGUGGCAAUGGUGCUCGGUAUUGCGCCCUCUGUUUUUCCGUAGGGACGAUAUUUUGGAGGGCUGGACGAGCUAGUGGCGCGUAGAGGUCUACUAGCUCCCUCCUGCGUCCUCGAAAAUCUGGAAGUGAUAGACGGCUUACAAGAGCAGUCUUGAAGGCGGGGUAACUAAACUAUGCCCAAGAUGUUGGCGUCGGCGUCCCCGUGGCGGAGUAGCCCGCCAAGGGGAAGGCUCGAAGAUGACUUCUAGCAUUAGGCAGCUCGCAAAGUAGAUAGCAGAUCAUCUCGUUGGUCAUCUCGUUGGGUCAUGUUGUCGAGGGGUCAAGUAUUGCUUUGCUUAGACGUCGGCGGGCCGCGAAGUGUGUGUUAUGAUGGUCGCGCAUGGCAAAGAGGGCGGGUUGUCCAUUCGCUUUUUUUCUUGUCAGCCGCUGCAAAUUAGUAACAGUAAGGAGCGGCGCUCACUGGCACUAACACUGUUUCUUUGAAAUUUGGGGCGCUGCAUUCAAGAUCUCGGCCUCUCAAUCACUGACAUAAAGUAUCCGCGCUCGAUAAUUUUUUUAUGCGAGUCUAGCGCCCCCCCCGGAAGUAUUUUUGCACCGCAGCUAGCUUUGGUGUCUCCUCCCGUUCAAAAUCAAACCUGCGGGGAUUCGAUUUUUCGAGACAGGGGUUUCGUACGCGGCCAUUCAGCGUGACGGCCGGACGUCCGACUGUUGAGUUACAUGGCCACUCACAGCGUAAGAAAUUUAUCCUUCCUCCUAAGUUGAGCGAACAAAUCGCC